Messenger RNA from Oryzias latipes (Japanese medaka), 3094 nucleotides. RefSeq names its product family with sequence similarity 149 member B1 (gene fam149b1). The record is from RefSeq and is a predicted model, not a curated record. NCBI's taxonomy places the organism in Eukaryota, Metazoa, Chordata, Actinopteri, Beloniformes, Adrianichthyidae. Gene Ontology annotation, biological process: cilium assembly; protein localization to cilium.
GGUAUCCAUGACAGCGGCGUUAUUGUUGCCAGUGGUUUAGCUAGUACUAGCAUUCAGUCCUCUCACAGCAAAAACAAACAAAUGUAUUAAAUAUGGUUAGUAUAGAACGCUUGUAGAUGGCUUGUGUGUGCCAUUAUAACAUUGCUAGAACAACGCUAGAACAUCAUUUUGCAACGUUGUUUGUGCCCUGUUGAUAUUUUGCAGGGAUGUUGUUCACGCUGGUUAGCUGAUAUUUUUAGCAUCUCAUGACACUAAACAGAGCAUUAGCAUUCUUUUGUCUGUUCAGUCGUGGAGUCAUCUUGUCAGAGGAACGUUGUGCCAGGAAUAUUAGACUUUUCCACAAGAUCCUCUGGAGCGGAGGCAGGGACGAGAAAUGAUGGAUUUAGCCGAUCAUAGAGCAGAGAUACAAGCCGGAGAAUGAUUUCACGAUACACCAGAAGACCCGUUUCGCAUAAGCUUGAAAUUCGUGGUUUGUCUCGAAGUAGCCUCGAUCACCACCCUCUCCCGGAAGAAGACAGCCAAAGUCCUCCGCGCUACCUCCAUGACCUCCAGGGAACUGGCUCUGCACACAACAGCUCACAGACCUCUGCAGCCUCAGGCCGCUCUGACUGCCCCACCAUCAUUCCUGUGGACUCGAACCAGUCCUGGUCAGGCAUCCACAGCUGCACAGGGACUGGCAUCUCUACAGAGAGGAGCUCUGUUUUCUCCUGGGGCUACGAUGAGUUUGACAAGGCAGCAUCACGGCAGGUGCAGCAAAUGUUUGAGGAGAUCGACAAAGAGCUGUAUGAGGGAAGAGGCAGCGGAUCAGGAAUUCUUCCCGGGUUGAAGGAGGAAUGCCAGCAGUGGACCAUGCGUUUUCCACAUCUCCGGAUCCUGGGGAAACAGCUUCUGCCUCCCACAGAUGAGGGUUUCCAGUGGUAUGCUACUCCAGAGGGAGUGACGCCUGCCGACAGCCCUUCAACUGGCAAAGAGAACAGUGUGAAGCCUAAAGAGAAAGACGAGGGCGAUGCAGAGUUGAACGUGCAGGGCAGAAGAGCCGCUCUUAACAGGUCCUCCUCAGCAGACUUCGAUGACCCUCCUCAUGACACUAGCAGCCUUAGAAGUCAAGAAACACCCCAGGAGAUUGAAGUAGAGGGUCUGAUGGAGGAAUUCCUGGCUUUUGAUUGCAGGGAUGUGGGUGAAUGGCAGGAAGAUUGCUCCGAGUGGGUCCAGAGGCACCACUGUCUACCUCCGGUCUCGCCGCACGGGGGUCGUCGUCGGGCAGUUCUUGACUUGCUGUUUGAGGAUGUGUGGCAGGAGGUGGUGGACUGGAUGAAAGAGUUGCUCCAAAGCUACUGGGAAUACUGCUCGUUUUUCUUGCCAGAUGAUGAAACCAUCUGUGGAAGUGUGAGCCGUGUGCAGCCAGAUUCCCAGGAUGCUUCACUGCUGCUGUCCACGCUAUCCACAAUGCUGCCCAAACUGGGUCAAAACCGGAUGCCUCCCCUUCCAGCUGGUCCACAGUACCAGAACACAGAGGCGAGGGGCUCAAAGCAAAAGUCCAGAUGGAAAUCCAAAAAGCAGAAAAGGCCUUCCACUACUUGUAGAGCGCCGGUUGGAGCGCCGGCUGCCCAGCACAACUUUAACGACCUCAUGGUGAUCCAGAGCAUUCCCCUGCAGCACAGGAAUCUGGGACAGAUGGACAGAAACCAGGACCAUGAGGAGCUUCCAUCUCACAGACUGGGCUCCAGUGCCGCUCCCUCCAACAAACUCCGACCCCGUCGAGCCCUGGAGCAGAGUUCUUCCUCGAUGUCUCGCACAGGACAGUCAGCACGACGCAGAAACCCUCCCCCUCGAAACCUGCUUCCUCUGGUUCCCACCUUCAGUCAGUCCAGCACAGGAGUUUCUCUGGAUGAAGUCAUCCGGGGCAAACGCCUACCUACAGCCAGUGACCGUCUGACGUCUCCCCUGUUGGCUCUGAGCCGAAACACCCUCCUACCCCCCAUUGGAAUGGCGGACUUAGAGUCCUCCCAUGCUGGGCGGCCUCCAAAACUCUCACAGCGUCAGAGAGGCCCUACCAGCCGCGCUCACAGUGCUAUAAACGACGAAGCUGGAGGUUUGAUUCCAAGGGAUCGACACCAGUUUCUAGACAUCUUUUCCCGCCCAAACACAACUCACACAUACAGGUCAGACACUCCGUACCAGCGUUCCUUCACCGUCCUGGACAACAUCGGGCUGGGGCGGGCAGCAAGAGGCUCGGUGGGCGCAGACUCUCUGGGAAUCGGCGUGACUGGCAUCAGUCUUGGCAUCAGCAGCUCAGCCUUCUUGGAUUCGUUUCCACACCACCCGCUGGGGCACCCGCCCAUCAAAGACGACAGCCAACCAGAGCCACAAGCUGCCGUCCCAGCUCCACUGGCGCCUGCUUCAGUUACAUAUCGGCCCCACAGCCGAGGAGGCAUCUCAUCCAGAGCCAGCAGACCCGGCCUCUGAUCUGCCAUCCGUCUGUCUUUCCACAGCACUCUAAGAUGCUUUUCCUAAGACAAAAAAGAAAAACGUUUUCUUUUUUACUUAGCAAUGAUCGGCUCAACUUUUGUCUAGAGGCCUAUAUUUUUCAAAAAUGAAGUGUGAAUAUAAUCUUUCUUUGGUGAACAUGUUAAACUAUAUGCAUUCUCUGUACAGUCCUUCCAGCAGUAUUUAACUAUGCAGGGAAUGGCUUCCCUCCAACAGCUAUAAAUUAAAAAACAAAAAUAAAAUGCAAACGCUUAUUUGAUGCUAUAUCUGAGGUUGGUAUCCAGCCUCCCAUCUGUGCAGAACAGCUCAUAAACUUUCCCCGAAAAAAGAGGAAUGUCCGAUUUUCUUCAAAUAGGGACGUAAAAGCUGCUGUCAAUUCUGCUCAAAUGCACCUACAAUGUAGGAAGUGUAAAUAAUGCUUUGGAAAUCAUUUGCCUGUACAGUCUUUUAUUGUACUUUUUUGGUAAACAAAACAAAAAUCAUCCAACUGGAUCAUGUAAUGAGUUAGAAAUUCAAUUGAAUCAGACAAUCUAUAGCUUCAAAAGGCAGUUUUCCACUUUGCAUUGUCUUUUAAUCUGAUUUUUACAAAAUAAAGGUUUAUGCAAUC